UCGUGUCUCUGGAGAUUACUCCAAUCGAGUCACGCCCAGGCACUCAUACUCAUUGCUCGGAUCGGCAACAACGCGCGCACUCUACAACGCUCUUCCCUUGGCUGCGGCUUUCGCUUCUGACCGAAUUUCUCGCCGCGCAGGUUUUGUUCUUCCAAUCGCACGGUCAUCUUCCAACAAGAACAAGUUUCUUUGAUUUCUCUUAUCAUUCUCGUUGAAUUCCUGUUUUCUGCAUUCUUUCUACACUUGGGUGGUCUAUUUUCCGCGAUUUUUUUUUUGUUUUUCGGCGGUCGGGAUCGUUUGGUUUCUAGGGUUUUUGAGGUGGGUCUCAACAAUCUUUCGUAUUAUCUCUCUAUUUCUUGGGAUUUGUAUAGAUUUAUUAUGCAAGUAGCCCUAGAACGAGAUGGGUGUUGGUCUUUCUGGUGUAGAUUUUCGAUUUGGGGAGGGUUUCGGAUGAUUUAGUACGUGCGGUUGGAGGUGAGAGAGGAAUCUCCCUCAUUGGCGGGUCGGAAGACCGAAGCAACACCAUUGAAGAGCUAGGAGAGUAGAUGGUUUGAGCAUGGAUGGGGUUAGAAUGAGAGGGUUUGGCAGUACCAAGAGGAAGGUGGAGGUGGUCGGGUUGAACGAUGAUUCAGAGGACGAUAACGAGCCUAUAGGAUCGAUUUUCAAUCUGAAGAAGAAGAAGAGGAGAAAGAAGAAAAGAAAGGAGCUUAUUGACUCGAAGAAGGUGGAGGCAACUUUUGAAGCGAGGGCGGGGGCUGCGGUGAAUGAGGACGCAAACGAUAGCGACGACGAUGAGGGGCUAACGUUGGCUAGCUUUAGAAAGAAGUUGAAGGAUCCGAAGGGGAGCAAAGCCGGUGGGAAGGAUCUGGUAGAACGUCCUGGUCUGGCGAAGGGUUCUUUGCAUGGGGGUCGUACUGGCGUGAUUCAGUCGUGCAGUUCGUCGAAAUCUAUGGAGGAAGAUGACGAUGGUGGUGUUCAGGAUGAUGAUGAUGAUGUCGGGCUUGAUCAGGUUUUGAUUGGAAGCUUGAAGGUUUCCCAUCCUGGCGUGGGUGAGGAAUCCCAAACCACAUUACCUCAAACAUCUGAAGAAGGAAGCUUGAGGGGUGAGGAAGGAUUAAGUCAAUCUGCUGAAGAAAGCAUCGAAGGAUCGGCUCGCAUGUCAGCCAAGCGGACACGGACUUCUUCCAGGCACCGGCAGAAUUUAGAGGCACCUAAGUCGACCAACAGGCCAGAUGGAUCUCCGGAAGACUUAUUGUCUGAGUUUGUCAAGGCUCAGAGAUCGCGCCCCCCUGCUAUGAGGAAGGAGGAAAAGCGAACUGUAUUACCUGGUCAAAACUGGGAUCAAGCUACUGAAAGAAUCCGGGAUGGUUCAUCUGAUUCACUAGUUACUAAGAGACAUCCUGUCCAGAAGACACACGGUGAAUCUUCUACUCUUGGUGGUGUCUCACCACAGCUUUGUGAUGGCUUAUCGGGAUUGACAAAGGAAGGAUCCUACAAGCCAAAUUCUAGUAACAUCAUGGAUGAUUUGUCUUCUGCCCAAGCAGUGGAAUCCAUCGAUGCACCUACAGUUGAGUACACGGAUGAAAUUCAUGAAGAUGGAAACGGACAGCUCAAUGGAAACUCAAAGAGUGAGGGGGAUUCUUCACAUAAGCAAGUGCGGUCCUCUCCUACAUUAGGUGCUAUUCACGAAAGCAUCAAUUCAGAUAAACCAUUUGACACUAAAAAUGCAAUUGAGGUAUCUGCUGCUUCAAGUGGAAAAUUGAACCGAUCAUAUGCCUCAAGAGAAGCAAACAUGAAGCCCGAUGGGUAUUCACAUAAUGAGGCUUCUGAAGACUUGCUAUCAUCUGUUUUCAGAAGGUCCAGGUCCGGUACGAAACAAAGGAGGGUGGUUAAAUCAUCAAGUGCUGGUGCCUUCACCAACCAAGUUUCAGACUGUUCAUGCCCUAAAUUAUCAUCGGUGUCAAAUUACCUUGAUGGGGGCAACAGUCUGGAGUUGAGCCAACCUCCUCAUGAACUGAUGGAGAAUUUGUCUUCGACCCAAGAGACUGACAACAUGCCAAGCCUACCUUUUGAAAGUACCGUGAAAGGGGUAGUAUCAAACGUUGUCUCAAAGGCCACUCAGUUUGUAAAUGAGUUGGUCACAAUAUCUCAAGCUGAUAAUGACAAAAAUUCUGCAUCUGUCACUGAGGAAAGGCACUGCAGUGCAGUAACUACUCAGCAAAUUGAUGAAGUUCUGGAUGACAAAGAUGAUAUAGUUGUUAUGUCUAAAGAUUCUGACCACAUAGCUGAUUCUCUUCUGCCUUCAAAGCCUGUCAAUACUCCCUGUGUUGCAUCUGUUGAGUGCAGAAGAAAACUACCUUGUCCCUCAUCUAGUCCAGUUUCAAAUGGUAUUAUGAAGUGUUCAACUUUAACACAAACCAUCUCCUUGACUGAAAUUCAGAAUCCACCUGAAGAAACUAUCAGGUCUGAUAGUAGGAGACAUGGCCUUUCAGGUGAUGUUGUAGAUGAAAAAUACUGUUCUGAAUCAGGUAACCAAGCGAUCCAGAAAGUGUCUGGAACCGUUUGUUCGGAAGAAAUAUGUUCAGACCGUGCAGGAAAGGGGCUUCCCAAAAUGGCUAAGAAGGUAUCAACAUCACAAAGGGUUACUCGAAAGGUUAGAAAACCCAGAUAUGGAGAUAUGACCUAUGAAGGAGAUAGCGAUUGGGAUUCUUCAGCAUAUCAGCGAGGGAAUUCUGACAGUACUCUGGUUAUGGAAGACGAUGUUUUUGUGAAGACAAAAACCAAAGCUGAUCUGCUGUCAACUCUGUUAUUAGAAGCUCAUAAUGGAGGUGCAGCAGCGGUUGCAGCUGGAUUAAAAGCAAAAUCUCUGGUUCCAAUUGAGAAAAUAAAAUUCAAGGAGGUCUUAAAGCGUAGAGGUGGUCUCCAUGAGUAUCUUGAGUGCAGGAAUAUGAUCUUGAGUCUCUGGAGUAAAGAUGUAUGCCGUAUUCUGCCUUUAUCAGACUGUGGAGUAACAUCCGAUCCUCUUUAUGAUGAACUACCACGGGCUUCCCUUAUUCGAGAUAUAUAUGCUUUUUUAGAUAGCUAUGGUUACAUAAACACUGGCAUUGCUUCUGUAAAAGAAAUUGCUAAACCAGAUUGUAUGCCUCAACUCAAACUUUCAAAAAGGAGUGAUCUGACAGAAAAUUCUGGAGGUAGAGCCAUCGAUACUGAGGAAGAAGUUGCAUUUAUUCUUGGCCAGGCUAAGCAUUUUGAGAAUGUAGCCAAUGUAAAGUAUGACACACAAAUGAAAGAUGGCAAGUGCAUAACUGUGGGUGAUGUGGAAGCUGCAGACAGCCACAAACUCCAAGUGGCUGAUAUAGAGUUGGAGUCAUCCACUUCGAAGGAGAUGGAAGAAGAUAAAGCGGGACAGGUGGCAAUGGAUAAGUGUAUAUUAGGUUCAAGUGCACCAUGUACUCCGGAGGUGCCUACGCAUGAACAGAUUGUGAUGGCUAAAGACUGUGCAGUUUUGGGAUUUACUUCUGGUGAGAUAUGCAAACUUGAAAUGGAUGAAAAAGAAAAUGGUUUUAGUGGUUAUGUGUCACCUAGGCGGACAAAAGUAUCUCCUAUUGAUUCUGUAAGCAUUGUUGAUCAAAAUGGAGAAGCAGAUACACUUAAUCCAGAGCAAGCAAAAACUUCUGAUGGAACCAUUUGUGAUAUGGAUGGACAUCAACGAGUUAUUGUUAUAGGAGCUGGGCCUGCUGGUCUGACUGCGGCUCGCCAUUUGCAACGGCAAGGCUUUAUGGUCAAUGUUCUUGAGGCUCGGCAUAGAAUCGGUGGGCGAGUUCAUACUGAUCGAUCAUCACUGUCUGUUCCUGUGGAUCUUGGAGCCAGCAUUAUAACUGGUGUAGAGGCAGAUGUAGCUACUGGGCGACGACCUGACCCAUCUUCACUGCUUUGUACCCAGCUUGACCUUGAAUUGACAGUUCUUAAUAGCGAAUGCCCUCUCUAUGAUAUUGUAACAGGUGUGAAGGUUCCAUCUGCAUUGGAUGAAUCUCUUGAAGCUGAAUACAACAGCCUUUUAGAUGAUAUGGAAGUUCUUGUUUCACAAAAUGGAGAAGCAGCACUGAAGCUGUCGCUUGAAGAUGGACUGGAACAUUCUCUUAGGAGUCAUCGUGUUGCUCGUCCGACAGGUGAUGAAAUUGGGUUGCACCAUCUUAAAAUCAGUGAUGACUUAGAGAAUUCUAAAAUCUCCAGAAAUAUUCAAGCAGAUGGUAGCAAAAUGGCAGCUGCUUUUGAAACCACUGGAAUGGAAACAUAUAAGCAGGAUGAAGAUCCAUUGGAUCCUCUAGAGAGAAGGGUGAUGAACUGGCAUUUUGCCCAUCUGGAGUAUGGAUGUGCGGCAUCACUUGACAAAGUUUCUCUUCCUUAUUGGAAUCAGGAUGAUGUUUAUGGGGGAUUUGGUGGGGCUCAUUGCAUGAUUAGAGGAGGCUACAGCACCAUUAUGGAGUCUCUAGCAAAAGGACUAAAUGUCCACCUUAAUCAUGUCGUUUCGGAGGUCAAGUAUAGAGUAGUAGACUCUAAAGGAAGUGAAGCUAGGAGAAAUGAGGUCAAAGUUCUCACUGAGAAUGGUAAUGAGUUUGUAGGCGAUGCAGUUCUGGUUACUGUUCCUCUUGGUUGCUUAAAAGCAAAUGCAAUCAAGUUCUCUCCAUCACUUCCGGAGUGGAAACAAUUUUCAAUCCAGCGUCUUGGGUUUGGAGUGCUGAAUAAGGUUAUAUUGGAGUUUCCUGCUGUGUUUUGGGAUGAUUCUGUGGAUUACUUUGGUGCUACUGCAGAGAAGACAGAUAGUAGAGGACAAUGUUUCAUGUUUUGGAAUGUCAGGAAAACAGUUGGUGCUCCAGUUCUGAUAGCACUAGUUGUUGGUAAGGCUGCUAUCGAUGGCCAGAAUGAAACUGCAGCUUUUCAUGUGAAACAUGCCAUCUUGGUGCUCCGCAAGCUCUUUGGUGAGGCUGCAGUGCCUGAUCCAGUUGCAUCAGUGGUCACAAAUUGGGGUCAGGAUCCAUUCAGCCAAGGGACUUACUCGUAUGUUGCCAUUGGGGCAUCUGGGGAAGACUAUGACAUCUUAGCCAGGCCUGUUGAAAAUUGCUUAUUUUUUGCUGGAGAAGCUACAUGCAAAGAGCACCCUGACACUGUUGGUGGUGCAAUGCUGAGCGGUCUUCGAGAAGCAGUAAGGAUUAUCGAUAUUCUCAGGAACUCUCAUGAUUACGCUGCUGAAGUGGAGAAAAUGGAGGCAGCACAGAGACAGUUAGAUACUGAAAGGAAUGAAGUGAGGGACAUGAUGAAGCGACUUGCUUCUAGUGAACUCUCUGCUCCUCAAAUUAAGAUAUUGGAUGGGGAACAGAAGCUACUGACAAAGGAAUCCUUGUUGAAAGACAUGUUUUUGACUGCAAAAAGUACUGCUGGACGCCUUUAUUUGGCUAAGCAAUUGUUGCAACUUCCUGUAAAGGCUCUGAAAGCAUUUGCAGGAACAAAAGAAGGACUUAGUACCUUGAAUUCAUGGAUUCUGGAUUCUAUGGGCAAGGACGCAACCCAACUCCUGCGUCAUUGUGUACGCUUGCUUCUGCUUGUCUCCACUGAUUUACUGGCUGUCCGUUUGUCUGGUAUUGGGAAAACUGUAAAGGAGAAGGUUGUCUUACACAGUAGCCGUGAUAUUCGAGCUGUUGCUGGUCAGCUAGUUAAUAUGUGGAUUGAAGUAUUUCGAAGGGAAAAAUCUGCUCAUGGAUGGCCCAAGUUUUCAAAGCAAACCAGUGCUUCAGAUCAACCUAAGAACAAGGAUUUGAUAACAAAGAAGUCAAUGGUGAAGGCUAAAACCGAUGCCCCUGAGAUGCAGGGAAAUCUGGUUGUUCCUUCAUCUACUGGGAGUUAUUCACCUGCACAUGGGAGCAAGAAAGUGGAAAGCAAACUUGUUAAGUUAGAAUCAAGGGCUGAAAAUUCUUCCACAAAUAUGGACAGCAGGGAUUUGCAAGACCAUGAUGCUGUAAUGUCAGAAGAAGAAGCUGCAGCCUUUGCUGCAGCUGAAGCAGCUCGGGCUGCUGCCCUUGCAGCUGCAGAGGCAUAUGCAUCAUCAGAAGCAAGCAUGCCACGUGAGCUUCCAAAAAUACCUUCAUUCCAUAAAUUUGCCAGGCGUGAGCAAUAUGCACAAAGAGAUGAGUUAGAUCCUAAUAGGAAGUGGUGGGCUGGAAGUGAUGUAGGUAAACAAGAUUUUACAGCAGAAAUUGAUUCUAGGAAUUGCAAGGUUAGAAAUUGGUCUGUUGACUUCUCUGCUACUUGUGGUAAUCUUGAGGGGUCAAGAAUGUCCACAGAAAAUGCACAGCUAGGCUUUUCAAAUGAUGUUCAUUUGAAUUUUCGAGAGCAUUCUGGAGAAAGUGGAGGGGUGGAUAGCAGGUUGGCUAGGGCUUGGGUUCAUUCAAAUCGUAGUACUGGAGGGAUGGACCGUCAUGCAAUUGACAGGUGGCAAUCGCAGUCACUAGGGUCUGAUAUGGAUUUGUACCUUUCACAUGAACCUGUGAUAGAUGAAGGGUAUCUAAGUAAGGAACUCAUGAAUACAAGGCCUCGUAGUGAGGUGGAAAACAGCUCUGCCUCUCAAGCAGAAGAAAGUAAAGGAUUGGAAAAUCAGCAAAAAGGUGCAGAGAAAAUCAAGCAAGGACUUGUAGAUUAUAUUGCUUCUUUGCUUAUGCCAUUGUAUAAAGCAAGAAAGAUUGAUAAAGAGGGGUACAAGUCAAUUUUGAAGAAGAGCGUGACUAAGGUUAUGGAGCAAUCAACUGAAGCAGAGAAACUGUUGACUGUUUCUGAGUUUCUCGAGUUCAGGAGAAAGAAUAAGAUUCGUGCAUUUGUGGAUAAACUGAUUGAGAGACAUAUGGCACUUGUUCCACGUCCUAAAACUUGAAUUUUCCAGAGAGCAAUUUGAGUUGCACAUCCUUCUCUCUGAAGCAGCUGCAGUGCCGUCCAUCCUGGUGGAUGAAUUGGCAACAGAGUUCCAAAUUGCAAGAUGCACUUAUUGUGAAGUCCUUUUCUGAUCUCUAUGUAUUGAAAGGAGCAGCAUGGAGAAUUUGCAAUUGGAUCCUCCCAUUCAAUGGAUCACAUGCCAGGGAACCAAGUUUUUCAGUUGUAGAUUUGCAUUCUACACCAGUGAUCAUGUAUCAGUUUCUUUGAAGGAGUAUCAAGUGCAAUUCAGAAGUGGUAUAAGAUACUGGAUUAUUGUGCAACAACCAUCUCAUCUCCUCUCUGCGCACUCUUGCCAAUCCUUGAAAUUUGUUGCUUGAAGAGUAGUAUGGAUAUGGCUUGGCGUGAGGUCUGAUGUUGGCCGUGAUCACUCGGCCGCUUUUUUGUCUUGACUGGUUGAAGCAAGGUUGAAGUUGGCCUCUGCAUCAUUUGGCAGUAAUUCAGCAGACGAGUUGGUCCUUUGCUUUCCCAUUGAUUACUUGACUUAGGCAACACAUUGACCUCUUCUUUGUACAGCUCCAUAUUAUUUCUGAUCUGAAGGUUUUGUAAAAUUUCUUCAAUUUAUAACAAAAUGGCAUCUUUAUCUUCCUUUGAAGAGGAGGAUAGCUGAAAGAUGUUGGGCAGUUUGAUAUACAGGCAAUAUUUCCUGUAACUUGAUUCUACUUGUGCUGGUAAAAUGCAAGCCAAGUUGGAAUCUUGUCUUUUUUCCCUCUCUUCUGCUGAUGAGCUCAACAUGCUCUUUGGCAGCCCUUUAUUUGGUGGACAGUUCAUUUUCAAGAGUCAAGACAUUGUCUAAAGAGACCUGCCAUCUUAAUCUCCUCUAUAGUAGUAGUCGAAGGGCAGGGACUUAGUUUUUCAAUUGAAAAAGACGUUUCAGCUGAUGCUGGCAGGAAAUGAAAUAUGGCAAAGUUAUUUUUUUGUAA
Messenger RNA from Nymphaea colorata (pocket water lily), 7901 nucleotides. Its product is annotated as lysine-specific histone demethylase 1 homolog 3. The record is from RefSeq and is a predicted model, not a curated record. The coding region runs from base 557 to 6922 and encodes 2121 amino acids. NCBI's taxonomy places the organism in Eukaryota, Viridiplantae, Streptophyta, Magnoliopsida, Nymphaeales, Nymphaeaceae. Gene Ontology annotation, molecular function: protein binding; oxidoreductase activity. The transcript has 8 exons.